AUGUCCUCUACAGCACCAUCGCUCAAGACUAAAAUUUCCUUAUGGCUUGACAGCGUGUCUGCAUGUUCGUCCACAGGUACUCCGAAGAAGAAGCGACUGCACUCUACAGACAUAGACUUGGGAACCCCAUUUAAUGAGGAUGUUAAUGCCGGCGAUGAAUUUCCUCCCCAGAAGCGCGCUCGCAACAUCCUCGAAGACAGUCCACACUUCCCACCAACUACGUCUUCCAUAGAAAACGACUCUACCUCUUCAUUUCAAUCGCACAACAGCGGAAAGUACAGCCCUGUUAGACAAAUCCGGAUCCUUGAGGAUUCCGACCGACCUGUAAUUUUUGUCGAUUUCUACAACAUGGAAAGAGUCGGCCAAGCGCCUGAGAGCGUCACUCAUAUGCACACAGCAGCCCAAAUCACAGACGCUUUCAAGGCAUCAAUUGCCCAUCUUCCCAAGCUGCAGAGAUGUCAACAAGCAAGUCAAGCUGGCUUGAUACAGUACCCAAGCGCCAAGGAUGCUGGACGUGCUAGGGGGAAUCGAGAGCGCUUGGAACGCAUCUGUUCAUCAUCCAUUGCUUCAGGCAAUCCGUCCAUAUCGAACCCUCCAACUCUCAUUAGUAAUAAGAAAUUACCCAGUCGUAUAAUCGACUACGCCAUCCGCCUCCAGCCCGACUCUACAAUAAAAACCGCCUACCAGUCCCUCCAACCGCUGACUGAAGAAACCGUAAAGUCCUGGGAUCACAUCACGACCGUAGCACAGAAAAUGCCUAUCACCAUCAACAUCGAGACCAAGGGCCCUAUGAAGUCGUGGACAGACGGCAAAGCACAGGUUGGGAUCUGGAUGGAUGCUUGGCUGCAUGGAUGCGAGUUACUUUGUAAGAAAGGCCCAGAUAAGGACUGGCCAGCGAUACCAGUGCUCAUCUCACAAGGCCAUGAGUGGCACCUGCUGAUAGUCACCAAGAACAAAGAAGGGUUGACCUUCAGGGAGAUGAUCAUGAUUGGAAGUACACGGAACUGUUUUGAUACCCUCAAGGUUGUUGCAGUGCUACAAUGGCUUAUGGACUGGGCGGAGACUGUGUGGCGGCCAUGGUUCUUGUCGCUGAUUGCUCAAGAUGAUGCGUAA
Pyrenophora tritici-repentis Pt-1C-BFP is the source of this 1113-nucleotide messenger RNA. NCBI's taxonomy places the organism in Eukaryota, Fungi, Ascomycota, Dothideomycetes, Pleosporales, Pleosporaceae. The record is from RefSeq and is a predicted model, not a curated record.